UGGGCGGAAAGCAGCGCUGUGUUUCUGUCUCUUCCUUCACAAAACCCCCAAAGCGACUGUUUCCAGUUCCUAUCAGAGGAUUCCUGCACAACAACAGACGGGUUUCAGCCUGACGCUGCUGACAUGGCGGUCCCCGCAGGCCCCGCGGGUCUCCAGAUGGACAGACAGACAGACAACAACAUUGACAUCGACGAGAAGGAGUUGGACAAGAUCACAAAGAGACAGCGGGAGGAGGACACGGAGACGCUGCCCCUGCACUCGCCCUGGACCUUCUGGCUGGACAGGUCGUUACCGGGCACAACGGCUGCAGAAUGUGAGUCCAAUCUCAAGAAGAUCUACACGGUGCAAACUGUUCAGAUGUUCUGGAGCGUGUAUAACAACAUCCCUCCCGUCACGGCGCUGCCUCUGAGAUGCAGCUAUCACCUCAUGCGAGGAGAACGGAGGCCACUGUGGGAAGAAGAAAGCAAUGCAAAAGGUGGAGUUUGGAAGAUGAAAAUACCAAAAGACAACAGUUCUGCAGUUUGGAAAGAGUUGUUACUGGCUACUAUUGGGGAGCAGUUUGCAGACUACUGUGCUACAGAUGACGAGAUCGUCGGCGUCAGCGUUAGCGUUCGGGAUCGGGAAGAUGUUGUACAGAUUUGGAAUAGAGACGCAUCUCUGGCUACCGAAGCGAGUAUCUUGGGAAAGGUCUAUGAGCUGCUCCCAUCCAUAACCUUUAAAGCAGUUUUUUAUAAGUCUCACAUGGAGCAUCAUGCCUUUGAGGGAGGACGCUCAAGACAUUAGAUUCUACUCCUCCUUUUCUGUUUGUUCUUUCAUUUUCUUUUUUAAACCCAGACUCCUUACCUGCCUCGACUGUGAAGGCAAAGUCCAGAACCUCGUUCAAGAUGCUUUCACUUUCAACAAGAAAAUGUUCUCAGUAUAUUUUUUGUAAUUUUAAUGACUGAUGCCUUGUUUCAUGUCGAUGUGGGUCUUAACGCUCUGACUUGUAUCCGGCGUAAAUCUGAUCCAGAACCCGUUAGUUUGUGUUGCUUGUGACGUGCACAGCUUCCACCAGUCAUUCCUGCCUGCAGAAGCAGCUGCACGCCCAAGACGUCUCAAGUGAACACACCCGUCGACUCGUACUGUGCCAACACGCCCGCUGCUGCUCCAGGGGUUCUCCCGUUCACAAAGAAAGCACUUGUUUCAGCUGCACCUUCCCAACAUGGAAGCUGUGAAUGUCCAUUUUGUUUCUUCAACCUUCAUCAAAUGUAGGUCCAAAUCAAAUCAGGGUGAUGCUCGAAAAUGUUGCACAAGGCUUCUUAUAACGGCCACGACGCCUGGCCGCUAUAAUGGAGUCCCUCGGAAACUACGCUCGGUCUCGGAGAUUGGAGUUUUAUUUUUAUCAUGAUCUUUUAAAUACUUUGACAGAUUUAUUUUUAGAUAAAAACCUGUCUAGAAACGGUUACCCUGAGAAAGUUUCCAACACGAUAGAUCUUUCCCUGAAAUGAUGAAAGUUACUGCUAUGUUCUGUUAAAUGGAUGCUGAGUGAGGAGGUACUGCGAUGUCUUCAGCACUUACAUGUCUCUCCUGCUAGUUGGACUUUCUGUUGCAACCAUAAAAGAAGGGAAGAAGCAUCGCUUUCCUGCGAGGAUAUGAGUAAUGUGAUUAUGAACAGCACACCUAAAUGUUUCAGUGUCGACUGCUGCCGAAGAGAAAAAGGAAACAAACCACUUGAUAGUGAUGAUACUGGCCUGAUAAAUAUAAAAAGGAGGAAAAACAAUAUGUAAUUAUAUUAAAAUUCAGUUCAUACAUUUGGGCCAUUUAUCUAAAGUCUUAAGUUAUCCUCACUAACCUUGUUAACAUUGUUUGAUUCCAGCGAGGAUAGAAUCGCUGGAAUCCUGGUAUUUUUGUGUCAAACCACUUCUGUAGUUGACCCUCGGACUGGUUGAUAGUUAGAAAGGGACGGUUUUCCUCUGUAAACAGGAUCGCUGCAGUGACGUAGACAAAGUAAAUAAAAUGGGAAUGAAAUUCAACUAGCUUUGGGUUGUUUCUUUUUUGCACAGUACACCUGUUGAUGAAUGUAUUAUUGAUAGAAGUCCACAAUAAACGGUAGACUGUUUAUCGAG
This is a messenger RNA of Cololabis saira (Pacific saury), 2105 nucleotides long. RefSeq names its product eukaryotic translation initiation factor 4E type 3-like. The coding region runs from base 124 to 783 and encodes 219 amino acids. Gene Ontology annotation, molecular function: RNA 7-methylguanosine cap binding; translation initiation factor activity. The record is from RefSeq and is a predicted model, not a curated record. Gene Ontology annotation, cellular component: eukaryotic translation initiation factor 4F complex. The transcript is spliced from 7 exons. NCBI's taxonomy places the organism in Eukaryota, Metazoa, Chordata, Actinopteri, Beloniformes, Belonidae. Gene Ontology annotation, biological process: translational initiation.